This is a messenger RNA of Rotaria sp. Silwood2, 2928 nucleotides long. The record is from the annotation of a GenBank genome assembly. Lineage: Eukaryota; Metazoa; Rotifera; Eurotatoria; Philodinida; Philodinidae.
AUGUAUAAUGGCAAGCAAACUAUACACGAAAUCUCUGAUAAUAAUUUACAAAAACCAAAUAUUUAUAAUCAAUAUUUGCCAUAUUAUGAAUCAAUUAAACAGCAAAGUUUAGAAUCAUUUGACGAAAUCUGUGAAAAUCUUUCACGUCUUAUUCAAUUACAAGAAUUACAACCUGGUUUUCCACUUUGGUCAUCAAAAUUACAACAAUUUAUUUCACUUUAUGGUUUUUCUUUCACAAAAAUCAAUCAUAUAAAAUUAAUUGAAUUCUAUUUAUCGAUUCUUUCAAUUAAAAAUUUAAAUUAUGUCAAUACAAAAAUAUGUUUUGAUAUGUUAACUCAACUUACACGUAAAACACGUCUGAUUACAAGAAAUGAUCUAAUUAUUGAUUGGCGAAUACUUUAUGUAUGGGGAAAACUUGUUCUUUUCAAUCAUGAUGAAUCUUAUUCACUUGUUUCUAUGCCCAAACAAAUUGUAAAUUCAUUCUUAUUUUGUGUACGUAGUUGUCGUCCUUAUUUUUCAGUAACAGCUACUCAAGAAAUUCUGGAUGAAUUUCGACCAUGUUUAUGUCCAUUUGAUACAGUUUGUGGUGAUGUUAUGAGUUAUUGGGAUAUGUUUUUACCUGUUCAUUUACCACCAGAGUUACAUCAUCAAGGAUUUAAAUUGUGGUUAUCAGAAUUUUUGGAUAUUUGGGAAACUGUUUGUAAUAAUCCAGAAUGGGAACAAAGUUUAAUUAGUUUAUUUUCGUUUGUUGCUUGGUGCAAUAUUGGAUAUAUUGAUUGGGAACCGUGGCUUGCACGUAUUUUUACAAGAAUAUUAAAAAAUCUUUCACUUCCAGUUGGUAAUGUAGAAUUAACAAAAGAAACACAAAAUUAUUCUAUACCAGUUGUUGCUACAUGGAUUGUUGCUAUGAUGGGAAAUCAUAGUUCGUGUAUUCAAUAUUUACGAGAUUUAUUAACUGCAAUAAAAAUUUUUUAUCAUCCUUCAAAUACAGGAGAAUUUCAGAUAGAACUUGUUAGUUUUCUUUCAAUGCUUGCACAAACCUUUGUUGAUCGAGUUUAUUUUGAACGUACAACUGAGCCAGUUUGGUACUUUAAUCCACCGAAAUCUCAUCGACUUCGCGACGAAGAUAUUAAUGAUUUUGUUAAUUGCCUUAAAGAAUGUGCAUUUAUAUCUAUAUUUAACAAAAAUCAUCUUGACUUAGCGGCUGAAACAUGUCAAUAUCUUUCUCAACUUCGGCCAGAACUUAUUGUUCCGCCAUUAGUUGAAUUGUUUGUAUUGUUUAAUCUUUUUUUCGCAUUAUUAAUUGUUUCAUUACUCAUUAGACUUUUUUCUUCGAUCGAUAACAUGACUGAACCACAUCGUUUUACAUCAAUAAUUACUUGUCUAACUGGUAUGACUCGUCAAAUUAUUCGGCAAACAUCGAACUUUUCUCAAGGUCAAGCAUUUGUUUUACCAUUAUUAAUAUCUGUUUUACCUGGUAUCGAUACAAAUGAUUUUAAAAAAACUUCAAUUACAUUUCAAUUUCUUAAUGCUAUUUUAAUGCUUAUUACAUGUGUCGAUUGUUCAUCUGCAGUUAAUACAAGAAAUGAUCUUAGCGAAAUUGAAAAAGAAGUUUGUUUAUCAACAGCUAAAUUUGAAGAUUUUAUUAGUGAACUUCUUAAUCGAAUAUUUCAAAUGAUUAAUACAUUAUCAACAGAAAUGUCUGAUGCUUUAAUAAUACCAAUCGAUUCAAAAAUGGAAAAUCAUCAAAUUGGUGUAGAAUUAACAUCAGUAAUUUCAUGCAUUGUUCAACAAUGUAGUAAACAAAUUUUUCAUAUGGUUCGAGAAAAGAUAAUAAAUUAUCUUGCAACAUAUUCUUUUUCUCUUAAAACAAAUAAACUUCUUACGGGUCUUAUUCAAGCUAUUUUAAAAAGUAAUCCAGUUGAAACAUUAAAAUAUCUUUUACUACAAACAUAUGAACGUAUUGAAAAAAUUCUUAACCAAUCAGAUAUGUUCAUUUUAAAUGAUCAUAAAGGUGAUCCUGAAUUAACAUGGUGUUUAAUACUUUUUUCUGAACUUGUUGGUGCUCAUGGUGAUACUUUAAUCAUUUAUAAAUCAAUGAUUUUAUCAAUUUUUCAUCGAUGUAUUCAUAUUAUUCAUAAAGAUUCAUAUAAAGCUAUGGCAAAAGCUGCUAAAAAUUUACUUAAAUCAUUAUCAUAUGUUUAUCCAAUUGAUUAUCGAUUGACAGUUGAAAAUAUUACAGAACCAUUUACUGAUUUUUUACCUAUUCGGGCAUGGGGUCAAUAUGUUGAAUAUGAUAAACUUAAUGUCAAAUUUCAUAUUCCGAAUGAAGAAGAAAUCAAUUUUGCAUGUGAAUUUGUUGAAACAUUUAUGUAUCUUGAACUAAAAAUGUUAAAUGAAAAAUGUACAAAAAUGUCUAAUGAUGAACGAUUACGAUCUCUUACUCUUAUUCAUCAUAUAGCUAUUGGUUGUUUACGUAUGGUUCCACGUAUUGAAAGUAAAGAAGUUCAAAAUCUUGUAUCAUCGAUUGUUCCAUAUGAUUCAAAAAUUCAAGCUCAAUAUUCUCUUUAUGUUAAAGAACCAAAAUUUAAAGAGAAUCUUCGAAUGCAUCUUCUUAUCGAUAUUGGAAAUUUAAUUGAUCAUCUUAUUGCAUAUCAUUCAGACGAUGCAUCGUCGAUUAAAAUAGCUCUUAAAAUUUAUUCUCUUUCAUCAAUGUACUAUGGUACAUUUGAACAAAACAUAAACAAAUUAUGCAAUGAUUUAAAUAUUAUUAAAUAUUUAUAUAAAAAUAAAUUAUGUGGUAUACAACAAUAUCCUCGAAUUAUCAUCAUUCAACGUAUAGCAAUACAAAUUGAAGUAAUCGAUUUUAUAAUAAAACAAAAAGGAAAUAACUUAUGUCGAUUUUUGAUAGUUAUUUUCAUUGAGUAA